AUGGCAGCUCCUACGACACCGAAGAUUGACGCCGCCAUCCAAGAGAUCGCUCCCCAGAAGCUCUCCGGUGUUCAACUCUACUCCAGAUUCGCCUUGGCUGGUGCAGUCUGCUGUUCAGUUACCCACGGUGCCCUCACGCCCGUCGACGUUGUUAAGACAAGAAUACAACUCGACCCCGUCAAGUUUAACAAGGGUCUGAUUGGAGGUUUCCGACAGGUCGUUCAAAGUGAGGGAGCUGGUGCUCUCUUGACCGGUUUCGGGCCCACCGCUGCUGGAUAUUUCCUCCAGGGCGCUUUCAAGUUCGGAGGUUAUGAGCUAUUCAAGCAACAAUCCAUCAAUAUUCUCGGAUAUGAGACCGCCUCCAAUAACCGCACUGCCGUCUACUUGGCCUCCUCAGCGCUUGCUGAGUUCUUCGCCGAUAUUGCCCUCUGCCCUCUUGAGGCUACCCGUAUCCGUCUCGUUUCCGAGCCAACUUAUGCCAGUGGCCUCAUUGGUGGCUUCGGCAAGAUGCUGAAGAACGAGGGUAUCGGUGCGUUCUACGCAGGCUUCGGCCCUAUCCUGUUCAAGCAGGUUCCAUAUACCAUGGCCAAGUUCGUCGUUUACGAGAAGGUCUCCGAGGCCAUCUACCAAUCAGUCGACAAGAAGACCGCCUCCGAUGGACUGCAAACCUGUAUCAACCUGGGCUCUGGUCUUAUCGCCGGUCUCGCCGCUGCUGUCGUCUCUCAGCCAGCUGACACCAUGUUGAGCAAGAUCAACAAGACCAAGGGUCUGCCAGGAGAGGGUACCACCAGCCGUUUGAUCAAGAUCGCCAAGGAGCUUGGUUUCCGUGGUUCUUACGCUGGUAUCGGUGCUCGUCUGUUCAUGGUUGGAACACUCACAGCCGGACAGUUUGCUAUCUACGGCGACGUGAAGAAGGCGCUUGGCGCAACUGGAGGCGUAGAGAUCUCGAAAUAA
Messenger RNA from Venustampulla echinocandica, 954 nucleotides. Its product is annotated as Mitochondrial carrier. The record is from RefSeq and is a predicted model, not a curated record. Gene Ontology annotation, biological process: mitochondrial phosphate ion transmembrane transport. The coding region runs from base 1 to 954 and encodes 317 amino acids. Gene Ontology annotation, molecular function: phosphate transmembrane transporter activity. The transcript has 4 exons. NCBI's taxonomy places the organism in Eukaryota, Fungi, Ascomycota, Leotiomycetes, Helotiales, Pleuroascaceae. Gene Ontology annotation, cellular component: mitochondrial inner membrane.